Messenger RNA from Neospora caninum, 642 nucleotides. RefSeq lists its product as hypothetical. The record is from RefSeq and is a predicted model, not a curated record. The transcript has a single exon. The coding region runs from base 1 to 642 and encodes 213 amino acids. Lineage: Eukaryota; Apicomplexa; Conoidasida; Eucoccidiorida; Sarcocystidae.
AUGAUGCAUCUGCAGCUCUACGCGCUUUUAAACAGUCCUCCGCCUACAUGUCCUCAUCAUCCUCCACUUCCGCCUCCACUCUCGUCAUUCUGCACUACCGGCUCAUCGCGGAACGUCCCUCACUCCCUCUACGGUUUUGCGCUAGGAGACCGCGGCAGACGUGUGGAUAGCGAUUUGUGUCUUGGCCGUCGCAUAGAAACUGCCACUGAAGAGCACUGGUCCGUAAUGGACAAAGAGUGUAGCAGGACUACGGAGGCUGACGCGGCCCACCGCCAGGGCAAGAGUCUGACCGUGGAAAGACGGCAAAAGGGGGAAUGUGGAGUUAGAGGUGAAGAGCACGAGCAGACGCUGCAGGCCUCCCCGUCGAGAACCUGCGGAGCAAGUGAUCAACUGUUUAAGUUCGGUUGCCAGCAAGACCCGCUGUUCCGUAUGAGAUAUCCCGAGCAAGGUGUCAAAGACAUAUGCGGCCGGUGUGCAAGUAUGCGGGACGGAACCGCCCACGGUGUGUAUUUCAAGUAUGCCGCUCUUGAUAUUGACUUCGACGCCCUCCUCAAAUUUCGCCUUGCGCUCAAACGGCACGGCCUCUUUGCCUUCUACAGAGAUGAGAGAAACAAACUGAACCUUCUUCAUGUCGAAGGUUAG